AAUAACUUGGGGACAAUUCGUAGAGAGUUUUUCAAGGGAAGCAAUUACGUAUUUAAUCUGGAAAGAUGGCAGACCUGAUAGCAGGUGCCCCAGAACACUGUCCGGGAACAGGGAGCGAACAGGCCGGCAAAGCGUCUGCUUGUAGUGGUUGUCCCAAUAGAGGCAUAUGCUCGUCCCAACCUAAAGGACCUGAUCCAGCUAUUGCAGAAAUCCAAGAAAAGUUAUCCACAGUUCGUCACAAAAUCCUUGUCCUUUCUGGAAAAGGCGGCGUUGGAAAAAGUACUUUCUCCGCUCAUUUGGGGCAUGGCUUUGCAGCUGCCAAUGAAGAUCACCAAAUCGCAGUUUUAGACACGGAUAUGUGUGGUCCAUCUAUUCCUAGAAUUAUGGGGGUAGAAGGAGAGGCAGUUCAUCAGAGUGGCUCUGGCUGGUCACCGGUUUACGUAUCGGAUAAUCUUGCAAUUAUGUCCGUUGGAUUUCUUCUAGCAAGUCUAAAUGAUGCUGUCAUAUGGAGAGGUCCAAGAAAGAACGGUCUGAUUAAACAGUUCCUGAAAGACGUCGACUGGGGAGACUUGGAUUACCUCAUCAUUGAUACACCACCAGGUACUUCAGAUGAACACCUGUCGUUAGUUCAAUACAUUGGUGCAACAACGAUCGAUGGAGCAAUUAUCAUUACUACACCACAGGAAAUUUCUUUGCAGGAUGUUAGGAAGGAAAUCAAUUUCUGUGAGAAAGUAAAACUUCCUAUAAUUGGUGUAAUUGAAAAUAUGAGUGGCUUUGUUUGCCCACACUGCAAAACUGAGUCUGAGAUAUUUCCUGCAACAACUGGUGGGGCUGAAAAAAUGGCAAAAGAUUUAUCCCUACCAUUCCUUGGCAAGCUACCCUUAGAUCCUAGAAUUGCAAAAGCAUGUGAUGAAGGCAAGUCAUUCUUAGAAGAAAUACCUGAUAGCCCAGCAGCCCAAAUAUUCCAGAAGAUUAUAAAAGCUAUAGAAUGUCAUUGUGAGUCUAAAAGUGACAGUAAUGACUGUGGUGAUAAUAAAUAACAUAAAAAUAUCAUUUCUUGAAAGAAAAAAAAAACUUUAAAAAAUUUUCUAAAAUACAGAAAUUUUUGCUUAUUUUAAAUUUUUGUUCUUGUUUUGAUAAAUAUUUUCUUAUUAAAAAAAUAUCUUUUGAAACUGAUUGAUGAUAACACUGCUUCUUAUACUACAUUAUUCAAUGAAGUCUUAGUGUGGUUUAAGGGAAAUUGGUUGCCAUUUCUAGCAGGUUGAACAACUACAGAGAAGCUUUAUUGUUGACCCAUCCAUAAAUACAUUACAAACAAAAUUGCAGCAAAGCUGUGUGGUGGUGGCUUUCAGCUGUGGCAUGCAGACCGUCUGACAACUUGUUUGAAAUUACAUUAUCUUUCUCUUCUCUUUUACAAAUUCAAUGGGGACAUGCGCGAUGUGUGUUCAUACUUCCACUUCCUACUCAAAACUGUUUACAGAUCACAACCAUCUCACAAACCUGCGGUUGUGAAGUGCACUUCAUACUCCAAUGGUUAUGAUAUAAGUUGACUUAGAUUAAAAAUGCUGAUAUCUUUA
Messenger RNA from Octopus sinensis (East Asian common octopus), 1577 nucleotides. Its product is annotated as cytosolic Fe-S cluster assembly factor nubp1-A. Gene Ontology annotation, biological process: iron-sulfur cluster assembly. The transcript has 2 exons. The record is from RefSeq and is a predicted model, not a curated record. Gene Ontology annotation, molecular function: ATP-dependent FeS chaperone activity; ATP hydrolysis activity; 4 iron, 4 sulfur cluster binding. NCBI's taxonomy places the organism in Eukaryota, Metazoa, Mollusca, Cephalopoda, Octopoda, Octopodidae. Bases 66 to 1040 code for a protein of 324 amino acids. Gene Ontology annotation, cellular component: cytosol.